Rana temporaria (common frog) is the source of this 3468-nucleotide messenger RNA. Its product is annotated as zinc finger protein 605-like. Gene Ontology annotation, biological process: regulation of transcription by RNA polymerase II. The record is from RefSeq and is a predicted model, not a curated record. The transcript is spliced from 2 exons. Lineage: Eukaryota; Metazoa; Chordata; Amphibia; Anura; Ranidae. Bases 1018 to 2331 code for a protein of 437 amino acids. Gene Ontology annotation, molecular function: DNA-binding transcription factor activity; RNA polymerase II cis-regulatory region sequence-specific DNA binding.
AGGCCAGGAGCCGGUGUUUCCCUUGGUUCAGACUAGGCCAGGAGCCGGCGUUUCUCUUGGUUCAGACUAGGCCAGGAGCCGGUGUUUCUCUUGGUUUUCACCUCCAGGGAAAGGAGAAUAGUGAAUCUAGAGGACAUUUGGAGAGCAAAAGAAGAAUCAGACUAAUUGUUCACUAGACAUACAAGGUUCUCCAGCAUGAAGUAAUGAUUUACGAUCUCAGCCAUGAGUUGGGCCGUUACUCUCUGUGCCAAUAUAUGGAUUGUUGUGUAUGAACGGUUGAGACAGUUGUAAUAUAGAUCCGUUGAUCUCCUCGGCUUAUACCAGUAGCUGUCUGUUAAACCACAAGUUCCUGUUCACGUCUUCACCACUUCCUGCUUCUUCUGAGAUCCUCGAAUAUUUCCUUUUAAGGUAGUAAAACUGACUUUCCUCUCCAGCAGUCUAUAUAAUGAUUUGAGAGACGGAGAACGGAAGGAGACUACGGACACCGAUGUCUCUCUGGGGUUACUAUUCACAGAAUAAGAUCUUAUAAAACACAUAAAGAAGGUUUUCUGUAAGAUCUGACCUCGGUGUGAAUACUCAGGAGAGACGUGCCGAUCAUUACAGCCGUUGCCUGGAGGGGAAGGAGAGACGUGAGGGUUGGUGGAACCCGGACUGCAGAGUCCUGGAAGCCGGUGAUUGGAUGUAAUGUGUGGAUUGAUGAACUGAGUUUUUGGUCAGACUUGUCUUAAAAAAUAAGUCAGAUGAGAAACGAGCCAUAUGAGUGUCUUAAGUGACGGAAAGUUAUUCUUGCAAUUCAGUGGAGGAUUCACGCAAGAUUCAAGACAUAUCAGUGUUCUAAAUGUUGUAAGUGUUUUGGAUCCUCUUCAACAUUGAUCCAUGCUCAGAGGACAACAAGAGAGAAGUAAUUUCAGUGUUCUGGAAGUGAAAAUGACUUUACAAUAAAGUCCAACCCAUGUAUACAUAAGAGGAGUCAUUUCAGAAGAUAUUUCUCGUUUGGAAUGUAAUAAAGGUUUUACAAUGGAGGCAAAACGUAUCAUACACCAGAAGGUUCACACUGGAGAGAAGCCGUAUCAGUGUUCUGAAUGUGACAAAGCAUUUUCAACCAAGAACAAGCUUAUCAUACACGAGAGGAUUCACACUGGAGAGAAACCGUUUCGGUGUUCUGAAUGUGGCAAAACUUUUAAACAGAAGGGUGGCCUCCACACACACAAGAUGAUUCACACUGGAAAGAGGCCAUAUCAAUGUUCAGAAUGUGACAAAGCUUUUAUACAGGAAGCUAAUUUUAUUACACACAAGAUGACUCACACUGGAGAGAAGCCAUAUCAGUGUUCAGAAUGUGACAAAGCUUUUACAUCGAAGUCAAAUCUUAUCAGACACCAGAAGAUUCACACUGGAGAGAAGUCAUAUCAGUGUUCAGAAUGUGACAAAGCUUUUAUAACAAAGAAAGGGCUUAUCACACACCAGAGGGUUCACACUGGAGAGAAGCCUUAUCAGUGUUCAGAAUGUGACAAAGCUUUUAUAACAAAGAAAGAGCUUAUCACACACCAGAGGGUUCACACUGGAGAGAAGCCGUAUCAGUGUUCUGAAUGUAACAAAGCUUAUAAAACAAAGUCAAACCUUAUCAUUCACCAGAUGAUUCAUACGGGAAAGAAGCGGUAUGAGUGUUCUGAAUGUAAAAAAGCUUUCACAGAGAAGAGAGAACUUAUAAGUCACCAGAUGGUUCACACUGGAGAGAGGCCCUAUGAGUGUUCUGAAUGUGACAAAGCUUAUACAGACAAGAAAGGGCUUAACAGACAUCGGAAAAUUCACAUUGAAGAGAAGCCAUAUGAGUGUUCUGAAUGUGACAAAGCUUUUACACAGAAGUCAUGUCUCAUCAGACACCGGAGAAUUCACACUGGAGAGAAGCUGUAUCAGUGUCCUGAAUGUGAUAAAGCUUUUACAGAGAGGCACACCCUUUUCCGACACACAAGGGUCCACACCAGAGAGAAGCCAUAUAAAUGUUCUGAAUGUGGCAAAGCUUUUGCAUGUAAGUCAUAUCUUAUCACACACCAGAAGAUUCACACUGGAGAGAAGCUGUAUCAGUGUUCAGAAUGUGAUAAAGCUUUUAUAGUGAAGACAAGCCUUACCACACACCAGAGGGUUCACACUGGAGAGAAGCUGUAUCAGUGUUCAGAAUGUGAUAAAGCUUUUACAGUGAAGUCAAACCUUAUCAUACACCAGAGGAUUCACACUGGAGAGAAGCCAUUUCAAUGUUCUGAAUGUGACAAAGCUUUUACGAAUAAUGCCGGGCUAAUCAAACACCAGAGGAUUCACACGCUUCAGCUGCAGUAAAGAAACUCUGGAAGAAGGGGGAGGAGCUAAGCUGCAAUGAAAGACUUCAGGGUGUUUUAUUAAUUUCACAGCUCAUGUCAUCUCACAGAUACUCAAAGUAUAUUGCUAUUGUGAAAUAAUAAAUAAAAUAAGUGAGCAAACAAGAAUGUGAUGGAUGGACACUUUAGUAUUUAUGUCUAUCGGGUACAGCCUAGACUAUUCUACAUUUUGACAAUUUUUUUGGGCGGGCAACAAUGAACCUUAUUCCUUAUGAUUCUCAUCUGUACCUUUUUAUGUGGCUUUGUCUGAACAUGUAAUGCAUUUGUAUGAUUCGCUAACUGAGCUGUAUUCUCAAGUGUUUUCCUAAUUGCCUGAUCCUGAGCCAAUACAUGACCAACACUGCCUCAGUACAGGGAGACUGGGUAGCAGUCAAGCGACAUCUUGCCCAGACUCUGAAGCCUCAGUGGGAGAAUCCUUUCCAGGUUCUGCUGACAAUUGCUAUACCUGCCAAUCAUGAGGGCUCCAACUAAGCCCAUCUUAUACAUUUUAUUCCUCCCUUCUCAUGAUCAAGGCCUCCUGUCCAUCUUCCACCUCCUCUCAUGGAUGACAACUUUGCAGACAGGGACACUAACCAUGCCAAAGUCUCCAUUCCAUGAGAAAGCAACUUUAUCCCAGCUGGCUACUUGUGUUUUAUUCAGUUCUGAUGAAAGUCUAUAGGAUUCCAUCAGGUGAAGAUUGGAUCUCCUUAUUAUCUAGUUUUCCUGUCCAUCUAUUGGUCACCUCCAUAGACCAAUCAUACAGUACAGCUACAAGAAUUCUGAUCUCACAGAGAGUAUAUGGUCAUAUCCCUACAACUUCAUCUGGGGGACUGAAAUUUCCCUGAUUGGGGUUCUCUUUAAUGAGUGGAAAGAUCUUUUAUUUUUUGGUAGAAUUUUUUUUUGUGAAAACAUUUUUUUGACCCUAGAAGCAUUGUGUGAUGUUAAGUAUAACUAUGGGCAAAAACAAUGAUGACAUAAAUGGUGCAAUCUGUCAUUAACCAUUUUAUUCCCCGAGACUUUCUCCCCCUAAACCCACCGAGUCACAGAGCGUUUUCUUUUUUUCAAUGUCUCAGUUCUGCACAUUAUGGCCCGGAUUCACAAAGAGUUACGCCGGCGUAUC